UCCUCCUCCUCGGCGUCCCCAGAGGGAGCCCCUGCGCUCCGCGGCCGGGAGGAGAGCGUAGCCGGGCGCACCCCGUCCCGCAGCCGGCUCCAGCCGCUCCGCAAGCCUCUGCGCACCCACCGCCGCUAGCAGCAGCAGCGGGAGGAGGAAGGCAGCAGCCCCGCAGCCCGUCCGCAGCCGAGCACGCACGUGUGCGCGCAGCCCUCGACGGCCGCCCUCCAGCAUGCUGCGCGGAGUUGCGCGGGACGGGGCGGCGGAGAGGAGCUGAUCGCCGCGGCGGGAGACGAGCAGCGCAGCGCAGAGGAGCGGGGUCGGCGCAACCCUCCGCGCGUCCGUCCCGUCCCACCUCGUCGACCCUCCGAGGGAGAGGCGGUCUCGCAGCAUGGGCGGCCGCAGCCCCCUGCGCGCCGGGCCCCGCGGGGCCGCUGUCCUGGUGCUGCUCUUGGUUUGCGUCGCGCUCUGCUCCGCCGUGGAGGAAAAGAAAGUUUGUCAAGGGACAAAUAACAAGCUGACCCAACUGGGACAUGUGGAAGACCAUUUCACCAGCCUGCAGAGGAUGUACAACAACUGUGAGGUGGUACUCAGCAACCUGGAGAUCACAUACGUCGAGCACAAUCGUGACCUCUCUUUCCUGAAGACAAUACAGGAGGUGGCAGGCUACGUGCUCAUUGCACUUAACAUGGUGGAUGUCAUUCCUCUAGAAAAUCUCCAGAUCAUCCGAGGCAAUGUGCUGUAUGACAACUCUUAUGCCCUGGCAGUUUUAUCCAAUUACCACAUGAAUAAAACCCAGGGACUUCGAGAGCUGCCCAUGAAACGGCUAUCAGAAAUUCUCAAUGGAGGUGUUAAAAUCAGCAACAACCCCAAACUGUGCAACAUGGACACUGUUCUCUGGAAUGACAUCAUUGACACAAACAAGAAACCUCUCACAGUGCUUGAAUUUGCAAGCAACUUGUCUUCUUGUCCCAAAUGCCAUCCAAACUGCACAGAAGACUACUGCUGGGGCCCUGGUGAACAGAACUGUCAGACAUUAACGAAAGUCAUCUGUGCCCAGCAGUGCUCCGGCCGGUGCAGGGGAAAGGUGCCCAGCGACUGCUGCCACAACCAGUGCGCUGCGGGGUGCACGGGGCCUCGCGAGAGCGACUGCCUGGCAUGUCGCAAGUUUCGGGAUGAUGCCACCUGCAAGGACACUUGUCCCCCGUUGGUCCUGUAUAACCCCACCACCUAUCAGAUGGAUGUCAACCCCGAUGGAAAAUACAGCUUUGGAGCCACUUGUGUGAGGGAAUGUCCACACAACUACGUGGUGACAGACCAUGGCUCCUGUGUUCGCUCCUGCAAUACUGAUACUUACGAAGUGGAAGAAAACGGUGUUCGGAAGUGUAAAAAGUGUGAUGGGCUGUGCAGCAAAGUGUGCAACGGCAUUGGAAUAGGUGAACUUAAAGGCAUCCUCUCCAUAAAUGCUACAAACAUCGACUCCUUCAAAAACUGUACAAAAAUCAACGGGGAUGUCAGCAUUCUCCCAGUUGCAUUUCUAGGCGAUGCCUUCACAAAGACCCUACCCUUGGACCCCAAGAAGUUGGAUGUCUUCAAAACAGUCAAGGAAAUAUCAGGAUUUUUGUUGAUUCAAGCCUGGCCUGAAAAUGCUACUGAUCUCUAUGCUUUUGAAAAUCUGGAGAUUAUACGAGGCAGAACCAAGCAACAUGGCCAGUAUUCCCUUGCUGUAGUUAACUUGAAAAUACAGUCAUUAGGGCUGCGCUCCCUCAAGGAGAUAAGUGAUGGAGAUGUUGCCAUUAUGAAGAACAAGAACCUCUGCUAUGCUGACACCAUGGACUGGCACAGGCUGUUUGCAACUCAGACCCAGAAAACAAAGAUCAUACAGAACAGAAAUAAAAAUGAGUGUGCUGCUGCCAGGCAUAUUUGUGACCCGCUCUGCUCAGAUGUGGGCUGCUGGGGCCCAGGACCCUUCCACUGCUUCUCCUGCAGGUUUUUUGAUCGCCAGAAGGAGUGUGUGAAACAGUGCAACAUCCUGCAAGGGGAGCCAAGAGAGUUUGAAAGGGACUCCAAGUGCCUGCCUUGCCACCCCGAGUGCCUGGUGCAAAACUCCACCAUGUACAACGCAACCUGCACUGGACCCGGUCCUGACAAUUGCAUGAAGUGUGCCCAUUUUAUAGACGGCCCCCACUGUGUGAAAUCCUGCCCAGCAGGUGUUCUGGGUGAGAACGACACCCUGGUCUGGAAAUAUGCUGAUGCCAAUGCUGUUUGCCAGCUCUGCCAUCCAAACUGUACACGGGGGUGCAAAGGGCCAGGUCUUGAAGGCUGCCCAAACGGCUCCAAAAUCCCAUCUAUUGCAGCUGGCGUGGUUGGAGGUCUCCUGUGCCUGGUGGUGGUUGGCUUAGGCAUCGGCCUUUACUUGCGGAGACGCCACAUCGUCAGGAAGCGGACCCUGCGCCGGCUGCUGCAGGAGAGGGAGCUUGUUGAACCACUGACACCCAGCGGGGAGGCACCAAACCAGGCUCAUCUGAGAAUUUUAAAGGAAACAGAAUUUAAAAAGGUCAAAGUUUUAGGCUCUGGAGCUUUUGGCACUGUUUAUAAGGGACUCUGGAUCCCAGAAGGGGAGAAGGUUAAAAUUCCUGUCGCUAUUAAAGAGUUGAGGGAGGCUACAUCACCAAAAGCCAACAAGGAAAUACUUGAUGAAGCUUACGUGAUGGCUAGUGUUGACAAUCCUCAUGUGUGUCGCUUGUUGGGAAUCUGCCUCACUUCUACUGUUCAGCUCAUCACACAGCUGAUGCCCUACGGCUGCCUCCUUGAUUACAUCCGCGAGCACAAGGACAACAUCGGCUCCCAGUACCUUCUCAACUGGUGUGUGCAGAUUGCAAAGGGGAUGAACUAUUUGGAGGAGCGUCGCCUGGUGCACCGUGACCUUGCUGCCAGGAACGUCCUGGUUAAGACUCCUCAACACGUGAAAAUCACAGACUUUGGGCUGGCAAAGCUGCUGGGUGCUGACGAGAAGGAGUAUCACGCUGAGGGAGGCAAGGUUCCUAUUAAAUGGAUGGCCUUGGAGUCAAUUUUACACCGGAUUUACACUCAUCAAAGUGAUGUUUGGAGCUACGGUGUAACAGUUUGGGAGCUGAUGACAUUUGGGUCCAAGCCAUAUGAAGGGAUCCCCGCCAGCGAAAUCUCCUCUGUCUUGGAGAAGGGCGAGCGUUUGCCCCAGCCCCCCAUCUGUACCAUCGACGUGUACAUGAUCAUGGUCAAAUGCUGGAUGAUCGAUGCCGACAGCCGGCCCAAGUUCCGCGAACUGAUAGCAGAGUUCUCAAAAAUGGCCCGUGACCCCCCACGCUAUCUCGUUAUACAGGGAGACGACAGGAUGCACCUGCCCAGUCCUACAGAUUCCAAGUUUUAUCGCACCCUGAUGGAGGAGGAGGACAUGGAAGAUAUAGUGGAUGCAGAUGAGUAUCUCGUGCCACACCAGGGCUUCUUCAACAGCCCCUCAACAUCCCGCACUCCUCUCUUGAGUUCAUUGAGUGCUACCAGCAACAACUCUGCUACAACCUGCAUUGACAGGAACGGGCAGGGGCACCCUGUAAGGGAAGACAGCUUUGUCCAGAGGUAUAGCUCAGACCCAACAGGUGCCUUCUUGGAGGACAGCAUAGAUGAUGGCUUCCUGCCAGCCCCAGAGUACGUAAACCAGUUGGUGCUCAAGAAGUCAUCUGCCUCAGCAGUCCAGAAUCCAAUCUACAACAACUUCUCACUCACAGCGAACUCAAAGGUCCCCACAGACUCCAGCUACCAGAAUUCACACAGUACAGCUGUGGACAACCCUGAGUAUCUCAACACCAACCAGUCUCCACUGGCCAAAACAGUCUUUGAGAGUUCUCCGUACUGGAUCCAGGCGGGCAACCACCAAAUAAAUCUGGACAAUCCUGACUACCAGCAGGACUUCUUACCGAAGGAAACCAAACCUAACGGUCUCUUGAAAGUUCCCGCAGCAGAAAACCCAGAGUACUUGAGGGUAGCAGCACCAAAAAGUGAAUACAUUGAAGCCUCGGCAUGACCAUAGGGAAUUUCUUCUUGCAGCAAGGCAAGCCAGACUCUUGGUGGACCACCUGGCUGCUGCAAGAAUGGACUCUUGCUCAGAGUAAAUGGUGGCCACAAUGCAUCAAUAAGCACACCUUUCCUUUUCAGCAUGAGGGCUGAAACUGCGAAGCCUAUCUGAUGGUAGUUUGGGUCUUUUCUUGCCCAUUUCCAUGUAAUAACUGAAGCCCAUAGGCUGCACUCGGAUGCAUGUUGGGAUGGAGCUGGAUUUUCCUGGACAGAAGAAACCCGGAUGCAUUCCUUUAAUUUUAAAAUGGUAGCAUGGUAAGAAGCCACUCUGGGAUGAACUUGAGAACUGUACACAUCGUACAGUCAAAUGCCUUUCUACAGUCUGUAUUUUUAUAAAUGUUUUCUAACCGCUAUGUGGUGCUCAGAUCACCAGCAGGAAAAAAAACCACACCAUAAUGUUACUCAAUAUUUUUCCGAAACUCCUGGAACAGAAACAGUUAUUCCAGUCCACCGGAUUUUUACAAAUUGGCUCCAUAUACUGCUUGGCACAAGGAGGUGAAGUGCAUCUGGGGGACGUAUGGUAGAUUCUGCCCAGGGCAGUCUGGAGUGGAUUGCUCCAGGGAAAACUAGCACAAGGAGCAAAAUGGCACAAGGCAUCACCUACUGACCACUACUGCUACAAACUGACAGGAGGAACUAACCUUAAAAUCAUCUGUCCAUGGUUAUAAAGUGCUCACUGGUCUGUUUUCUGAUGGUCAAAUGCAAGACUUUUUUUUUUUUCUUUUCUGAUCCCUUAUGCAGCUGUCAAGUUGUCAAAAUACCUUUCUUCUACAACAGAACUGUUAAAGAUGUUGCUGUAACUGAAAAAUGAAAUGUCAAAUAACAUUUAACAGACUUGAAUGGAAUGUCAAGGAAAUGCAAAAGGUGGCAAAUUGGAGCAUUCACAAGACAGACUGGAAGAACUAUAGUAAAUUAAACUCGGCUAGGGCAAGAAAUACAGUUAGUUCUAGCCAAGCAGUUUUAUUUCCCUUCUUAGAGAGGCUCAGAGCAAAAGUAAUUUCCCCUUAUACAUUUGGCAAAGAAAGGGGGUAUAUAUCAGUGUUACAAUUAACUCACUUCAAGGCAGAAUACUGCCAAUUGCUGUACCAAGGCUGACUGCCCCUUUGGGGUUACCUGUCCUGGCAAUGCAGGAGGGGCACUGAGAAUGAAUUAAGGAAAGGAAGAAUAAUUUGGAGGGGUGGAAAAUAUUAUCUCCCUCUUCUGAAGAAGAGGACUGCCUACUGCUUUUUUAAAAUACUCAGCAUCAUCUUUUGUCGUCAGAGUGGAAAAGGCAGACAAGGCCAGGCUAAGAUUUUAGCUUGAUAGUAUGAAUCAAUCAGAGCAGCAAAAGCAGGCACUCUUUCCAGGGGCCUGUGAUACAGAACUUGAAAUUCUUCCAUUACAAACAUUUCUUAUGGAUGUAGGAGGAGUUAAGUGCCUAAAGUGUGAAUUUAGUCAGCAAUUUAGACACAUCCCACCAGCAGCUCAGCAGUGCUAUUUUAAUCAAACCACUAGAUCAGAAGGCAAAGACACAUGUGUGACUUUGGUACAAAGGCCCUCAACAACUUGAAUAUUUGUAACUUGCUUGAGGGUAGCAUAAGAAACCAAGUUGCAGAGGAUGUGUGGUCUAUAUUAAGUAGCAAGAAAUAGAUGUAUGCCACCACUGUGUUUUGAAUAUAUUAGUAUGUGUUUCAGUUCAAGUAUUGCAUCUGGAGUCCAGGCUCAAGCAGCAAAUCCUCAGAACAUUGGUUUUUUACAGAUUUCUUGAGGAACGGAGGAGAAAAAUAGUCUUGUGAAAUGACCCCUUUUAUAAGUAAUAUGGUGUAAAAUGCCUUAGCAGCUUUUGUAUGUGCUGUAGCUUAUGGGUCAUGCUGCAGUCUGGGGUAAAGCAGUAUAUUGGGUCAAAAUCCAGAGAUUGUCCUGUUUGGUACGUGUGUCACCGUGACCAAGUCCCAGGCCCAGCUGGAGGGAGGAUGCGAGGUUUGAGAUUGAUUAUUACUGGCUUGCAUUUAAAACACCAACCAAAAUUUAGUUCCCACGUCCAAUUAGUGGCAGAUUUCUCCUUGCAUUCCUGAGAGCAGAUUUGUUGUCUUGCUCUCACAAGCAGGCAACAUGUACGCACAGGCCGCGCUGCUCUUCUCCACCCACCACCCUGGGAGGAAUGUACAUAAAACCAAAAAAUAUAUAAGUAAGAGAAAUCACAGAUUAUUUUCAGUUGGCUAAAUCUGUUAUAUCUCCAAGCAGAACUACUAGAAAGUCACGCAGUUCACGUUCUCCUGCAGAAUCUUUCCAACACCACUGAACAAAGGAAUUUAUUGAUAUUUUUCUAUUAAUCUGUUAGAUUAAAUAAGAAGGCCACUAAGAAGUAGCAAUAUGUAUCACCAGCAUUAUGUAGCAUGAAAAUUAUUUAAUAGAGGGCAGUAUGCUUUCCCUUUUAAAACAGUUUAGGAGGGAUUCAGUAGUGACUCAUUGCUAGAAACAGGGAGAGUCAUCUAAAAAUUAAGCAGUGUAGGUUUGAAAGAGCAUCGCUUUUUGAAUGCAUUGGUUUUGAUGAAAAAAAUAGGAAAGAGGAUGUAGGACCACAAGCUCUCAAUACAAACAUGCAGAUUCCAGAUUGGUGGGAUCAGCUAUAUUAAAUUGGCAGCCCAGUAAUGAGUCAAAAACCAGCAAAAAAUAAAACCUGAGCUGUAGGCUGUGCCUGCAGGGGCAGACACGGCAGCACCAGAAGAGGUUGGGACGGUGCAGCUGCGUGGCUGUCACCCAGGGCACAGGUGCUAUGGGGGGUGGUGCUCACAGGGCAACAGACAGUAGCAGUGUACCAAAUUAUUUCCACUGAGAUGAAAAAAAAGAUGGAAAAUCAAUAAGCAGCUGAAAUGGUUUUCCCACCACAGCUCACUGACCAUGUGACAGCAAGGAGCCAUGUGCAGAUCAUAGGUGCGCUCAUAAAGGCAAACACAGUUAAGGAAGCAUAAAUAACUUGAAAUUACUUGAAAGUUCUGCCCUUGUCUCACAGGAGGUGGAGGAAGAAAAUGCUGAUUUUUAAAACAGAACUAAAUAGGGAAAUGUAGCAGGCCACAGCCACUUUUGAAAGCUAACAGGCUUACCAAUCAAGAAACCACUCACAAGUUAGUGUUUAGCAUCUCUUAAUCAUAAAGCAGCAGUUAAUAUGAAACUGCUUUUGCAAUAAUAAUGAAGCAUUUUUAAUUACUGCUAAGUAUAUGAAAAUGUAUGUUGAGUCAAAAAUCUUCACUUUGAUGUUUUCCAGUAAUCUGUGUACAGUGUCAGCACACUUGACUUCAUUUGGGCCUAGGGUUGUUUUCUUCGGCUGCAAAGGGAGUUGGCUUGAGAAAAGUCCUUCAUGUUGCAGUUGGUCUUGUUGGGUAAAUUCAUCUGAGAGGCCAGGGGCUUGCUUUUGUUUCCAGCUGGUAGGAACAAUGCAGUGAGUUUUCUAGAGAGAGCAGUUGGAACUUGAUGGUGGUUCACCAUCAAGUGGCCAUGUGAAGCCCCCAACAUUAGGAAAUACAGUCCCAUGGUUUAUUUGAAAGGAAGGGGCUUGUGUAGGGAGAGUAAUGCCAGGGAAGGGGCACAGCCAGCCAAUCCAUACCCGAGACAGCUGCCAAAUUUGCCAAGGGGCAUCCUGAGGCCAUCAAUAGAGGGUGACAGAGCUCUGGAACAGGCUGCCCAGGGAGGUUGUGGAGUCUCCUUCUCUGGAGAUAUGCAAGACCCACCUGGAUGCAGCCCUGUGUAAUGUGCUUUAGGCAAUCCUGCUUUAGCAGGGGGGUUGGACUAUAUGAUCUCCAGAGGUCCCUUCCAGCUGACAAUUCUGUGAUUCCGUGACUGUUCCUGCAGGUACACUCGACUCCUGUCCCUGCUACCAGCUUGAAGCAAAGCCCUCUUGCAGAGAUCGUUGUGCAAAAACCAGUGUACAUGGCAUUUGUACUAUGGGCUGAAUCUUUCCUCUUGCCUGGGAGGUGCAGUUAGGGCUACAACAAUGUGACAGGACCCCAUACAGCUUAACGAGGUCCCAUCACAAGGUGCCUGGGGUGCCCUCAGUCCAUCUGGGAGUGCUCCAGAGUGCCAAGGAGAAACUUUGCAUUUCCAAACGAGUGCUCGUUUUUCAGAUUCAGAGUGUAACAUCUUCUGUUAGUAUGUCUGCUGCCUCUCCAAAUGAGCACUUACUGUACUCUGGCUUUUGUUUCCCUUCGCGUUUGUGACAGAACAUCUGAAUCAGGAUAAAGUAUGAAAAUGUACCUGCGUCCUCCUUCCUGAUGGCAACCAUAUACUCGUGAAAUGUCAAACUCUGUUUAACACUUAGCAAGAAUGCUUUGUAAUGCUUUAUCUCCACUGGUUCAAAUUUUUAUAUUGGGAUCCCAUUUUCUAGCUUUCUUUUUUGUAACUGUUACCUCUUUGUUCUGGUAUGCAACUUCUAAGGAGCCUUUUUAAAAUAAUAAAAAAAUAAUAGGGGGGGGGAAGUUUAUACAAAAAAAAACCAUGACACCUUCAAGUAGCUUGUCAAGUGGGCUGCAUUAGGACCAAAGAUGUAAUGUCUUGUUUUCUUGCUUUAAAGGAAUAGGAUAUUGAUCAUCACUUCCACAGCCUCUCAUUACAGGGAAAAGCUCCACUCUUCAUUGGGGCUGGGCCAGACCUCUUCUGAGCCAAGAGGGCUUGACAGGAGGAUGAGGCCUGUCCCUAGAAAACCAAACCCCAAAUAUCAGGACCAGGUAUCACUUCAGGGCCAGACCUACAACCUCUACUCCAUUUCAAUUCCUUUUCUCCUCAGUGGAAUAGCUAAACAGGGACAAAGUCAAGGAAAACAAACAAAACAAAACAAAACAAAGAAAAACCAACAACCUACAUUAUAUUUUGGCUUAGUAUCAGGAAAAAAAUGCACUUAUAUGAAGGUGGGACUUGAUGAGAUAACUGCUUUUUAUGCUAGGAAGUGUGUAGGCAAGGCAGUGAGACUUGAAACCAGUAACAGUUUUGGUGAUGUAUUACUUUAAUUCUGCAGGGGAGUUGAAAUCACUGAGUUUCCAUGAUAGGCUUGUCUUUCUGCCAUGUGUCCUGCCUCCAUUUGGCACUGUGUUGUGGAAGAUCACCUGUAUUACUGUGGCCACGUGGACUGAGAAUUGCGGGUCAGUCAGGGGUACUGCAUGCACCCCCUCCUUCUUGUACGUGGGAGAGAAGAGUGCAGUGAUAGCAGGCUGUACCACAGUUAGUGGUCAAGCAAACUCAGAGUACCAGCCAAAAAAAUAGGGUUUCCUGAGUUAAAACUGGUAACUAGAGACCCAGAUAACAAAUGAUACACCACUUGUUGCACUGCUGCAGUCAGCAGGCAAAACGCCUUCAGCCAAGAUUCAGGGCUGCUGCACUACCAACAUUGCUCUUGUCCUGUUACACAGUGCAGAUGGGGCUGUCUGGGUGCAUGACAGCAUGGGCCUUCUGGGCUCUCUGUACCUCUCACUUGGAAGUAACAGAUUUUUCUGAUUAAGAAGGUGAAAACCAGAAAUCACACCUGCCACUAACAACUGGACUGGUUGAAGUUGUUGUUCCUGUGUAGCUGAUACGGUACAUCGUUUCCAGUCCCUCUGGGAUUUAUCCAGACCCUUAUCCUUACUUCUCACAAGCUAGCUGGAGAGUGGGCAUUUGCAACCACCAACAAUGUCAUCCUCAUAUUUUAUGAAACAGAAGAAGUAAAGUAGUUGUCUGCCAUGGUAGGGGGCUUGGCUCACAUACCUAGGUUGCUUUUUUAAUCCUCCAUUCCUAGUAUCAUUCCCCUUGAAAUUAAUGGGAUGUUUAACUUGAUUACGCUGAGAGUAUAAAACAAGGCUAAUGUUGAGUGAUUUUUAAAAAUCCCUCACAAUAAUCAGAGAUCCUAUGGAUCCAUUGCCCAUUUUAGGCUGCUUUGUACUGAUGCAAUCAACCAAGUAUAAGGUAUAAUGCCUUGGUUUUAAGAAACUGUCAAGCAAUAUAUCCAUAGAUACAGAUGGUACCCUCGCAGCAUUGUAAAGUUACUCAACUAUGAAAGCACUAUUUGUACAAUAAGAAACUCUUGACUUUUGUAUGGUUUAAUGGUUUAUACUGUUGAUCAAACAUUGUUUGUAUAUUGAGCGAUAAAAAUGAGGUGUAUAUUAUUCUUUUUAAUUGUUUUUAAUUUUUGGAGAACUUUUAUUGUAAUAUACUGUUAUAUUGGGGGCGGGGUGGGGGGGUGGGGAAGACAAAUCAGUGGCUAGCUUGUAGGGUUUGUAGCCGAAAAACUCACAUUGAGGGUUCUUCAUUGAUGGAUGUAGAUUUUUUUCUGGUAAAAGUUGUCACCUUGGGGAUUUAUCCAGAGCUUAGUGAAGCUAAUAACAAGACUCUUCCCUCUCUCCGAGACUCUUCGGCUCUCUGCUUGGACAGUGCUGGAGUUUCAUAAUGUAAGCAAUAACACAGCUAAUACUUGUGACCAUUGGAAGUGCAAUAUGAAAGCCCAGGUGCUGCUUUUCAGGGCAGUAAUAAAAGCUGCUCUUUCAAAUUGUAGGGCAGGUUCUCACUCUGCUUUUGUGGUAAUAGUAGAAGCAGAGUCAAAGCAAUCCCUCAGAAACUCAUCAUUGUGACAUGUGGCAUAUGAAACCAUCCUGCUGGCCAUUUCUAAGUUGCAUAGCUAUGAGCUGUGCAACAUCACCACAGAACUCCCUCAUAAGGAAAGGCAAAAGAAAGUCUUGACCAGAGUCACACUGGUGACUUAAGUUGUACUACAUUUGGCAAAAAGAGAAAUUCUGUUAGCAAACCAAUUCAAAUGAAGCCUCGGCAUGCCCCGUGUUUUAUUAUCCAACUGGUGGAACAUCUAGCAGACAAAGAUUAAAGGAGUUACAGGGUAUUCAGCAUAACAGAGCAAAAUACACUGGGUUGACUAAUAGAGUAGAGGGGAGCUGGAAAUGUCAGUACACAUUCAGCCUGGAUAAGUCCCUACUAUUACAGUUAGUAAAUUAAAUCAUUUUUUGUCUUUAUAGAUGGAACUUUGUACACAGAAAAAAAGCCACUACAGCACCUUUCUCGUUUUCAUCUUUCCAUCCAGCCCCUUCCAGUCCAUAGGCUGCAUGUUUUACCAGCUGAACCUAUCUUAUGCAGAAAUGACAUAGUCUUAAUCUUCAUAUUACCGGUUCUCAGAAAUGUCUAAUGCGUAUUAAUGCAUGGUAUUUUUAUUUUAAUAAAAGUAAUUAAUAAA
Molecule: messenger RNA, 11284 nt
Organism: Apus apus (common swift)
Lineage: Eukaryota; Metazoa; Chordata; Aves; Apodiformes; Apodidae
Gene: EGFR
Product: epidermal growth factor receptor
Exons: 28
Coding region: 383-4051 (1222 amino acids)
Biological process (GO): protein phosphorylation; negative regulation of apoptotic process; cell differentiation
Cellular component (GO): signaling receptor complex; basal plasma membrane
Molecular function (GO): ATP binding; epidermal growth factor receptor activity; epidermal growth factor binding
Source: RefSeq, a predicted model, not a curated record